ACCAGACAUACAGAGAGUUCGGGAGAGACACAGAAAAAUCUGGAGAUCUGUCUUCCGAUCAUCUUUUCUCUCCGAAUUAGUAUAAGUAAUGGCGGACGAACCAUCACUCACUCGUUGGUCUUUCCAGGAUUUUAAGCUCUUCUAUGAUGUUAAGUUUGGGAGGAAGAGGGAGUCCAAGGCAAAAGAUGUGGCCGCAAAUGGUCAUUUCAAUGAUAAAAAAGCCGAAUAUAAUGGGGAUUCUUUGAAUGUGACAUCGAAUGGAAAUGGGCAUGUGAACAACAUAUCUGACCUGGCCAUUUACGAGCAGUAUCGGAGUCAGGGAAGCUCGACACACUACAAUGGGGUUUCAUCUACUGCAAUGGAUGAAAGGCCGCAGAGAUCUCUGCUUCCUGCUUUUGAAUCUGUGGAAAUGCGUGCUUUGGCAGAGAGUUUAAGUAGGGAUAUCAUUCGCGGGAGUCCAGAUGUGAAGUGGGAAAGCAUAAAAGGGUUAGAGAAUGCCAAACGUCUACUUAAAGAAGCGGUUGUCAUGCCAAUAAAAUAUCCCAAGUAG
Messenger RNA from Ilex paraguariensis (yerba mate), 550 nucleotides. NCBI's taxonomy places the organism in Eukaryota, Viridiplantae, Streptophyta, Magnoliopsida, Aquifoliales, Aquifoliaceae. The record is from the annotation of a GenBank genome assembly.